AGCAGCGGAGACGGCUAACCAGCUAGCUUAGCCUUCAGGCUACGGGCUGUUGUGGAAGGGAGGUGCAGUCGAGUGCAAUGGAUGGAUGCUUUGCCCCCCUACGUCUUACCUGUUUUUUCUUAGGUUGACCAGAAUGAGACGACAACAUUUAAUCACUGAUACGCUCCGCACCGUUGCGGAGGGCUGUUAAUUUGCUGCAUCACAAACAAUAUUCGGUCCAGAAGCGGCGCUGGUUCGUUACACUUUGAAGAUUAACGCUAGCUAAGCCUGUUCAAGUGGCUACCCAGCUAGCGCCUCCUCCGCUGUCUGCCGUCUUGUGUCACCGGCCCCAGGAAUGUUCUCCAAAAAGCCUCAUGGGGACGUUAAAAAAUCAACACAGAAAGUGUUGGACCCAAAGAAGGACGUGUUGACGAGGCUGAAGCACCUGAGGAUAGUCAUAGAAAACGCUGAGCCGUCAGAGCUGAAGCAGUUCUUCGACGUGAACUGCUCCCACGUCUACUAUGUGUUCUUUGAGAACUUUGUUACCAUUGAGGUCAGCCUCAAGCAAAAAGGUCACAAGUCUCAGAGGGAGGAGCUGGACUCUAUUCUCUUCAUCUUUGAGAAAAUCCUGCAGCUGCUGCCAGAGAGAAUCCAGUGCCGAUGGCAGUUCCACAGCAUCGGGCUGAUUCUGAAAAAGCUGCUGCACACGGGGAACUCUCUGAAGAUCCGUCGGGAAGGCGUGCGCCUCUUCCUGCUGUGGAUGCAAGCGCUGCAGAGAAACGCGGCCCGAGAGCAGCUCUGCAUGUUCGCCUGUUUGAUCCCCGGCUUCCCGGCUCCGCUCUCCCAAGGGACCCCGCGCACCCUGGACACUCUGAUCAACCCUGUGCUCAGUUUAACAGAGACUCAGGUCACCCCAGAGGAGAUCACGCCAUUGGUUCCUCCCCAGUCAGGUGACAAGAACCAGGAAGACCUCACUGCAUACUUUUUGGAAGCGCUGCUCAAAUACAUGGUAAACCAGGCCAAGUCGCUAGAGUGGCGUUGUAAAGAGAACCACGAACGUGGCUUCAGCUUCCUCUUUGCUCACUUCAAGAAGUUUUACCUUCCUCACAUCUUUCCCAACUUCUCUAUGGAGACCAGCCUCUACAACCCAAUACUGGACGUGCCCCCGAUGCGUCCCAGGCCCUACUACGGUGUGGUUCGCAGGGAGCAAGACGGCAGUGAAGCGGUGUACUGCACCAAAGAGAGCUUCCUUCAGGGGCGGGUCAUCUUCAUCCGCUGGCUGGUUUCCUUCUGGCUGGAGCCGCGGCCCAACGCGCAGAUCCCCGGAACAGAGGGCGAGAACGUCCCCAAGAACAUACAGCGAGCAGCAGCCGGACUGGCGGCUCGCUCCGCCGGCAGCUCAGACGACAGCGACAUCCACUUCGAAGGCAGCGGCGGCUUAUCGGGUUCAGGCGGGGGCGGCAUGGGGCUGUCUGGUGGUCCGGAGGCCGAGCAGAGCCACUCCAACACGUCCACGCUGACGGAGCGGGAGCCCAGCUCCUCCUCCCUCUGCUCCAUGGACGAAGAGCAGCUCACGGACAUGGAGGUGGUGAGGAGAGUGCUGACCAACUCCAGAACCAACGUCAACUUCAUCACUGAGAUCUUUAGACAGGCAUUUCUCCUUCCCAUGUGCAAGGCUGCGGCGAUGCGUAAGGUGGUGCGUGUUUACCAGGAGUGGAUCUCCAUGGAGGACCGGCCGGUGUUCAUGAAGGAGCCGGAGGAGGGCCCGUAUCCCACAACUAGCAGCCUGGAUUCAGGGUCGCAGCGCGGGGACAAGGAGGACGAGGCGGUUGACAGUGAAUUGAUGGAGUACAGCGUUCAAGCCGGAGUUCAGACCACACUACAGGUAUUUAUCACCCACUCCUCCAACGUGUUCCUGCUGGAGCCCGCCAACGACAUCAAGAUCCUUUUGGAGGAGCACGUGGACAUGUGCAAGCGAGUCCUGAACAUCUACCGCAGCCUCGUCAUGCACGAGACCAUGGACCAGAAGACCUGGGAGCAGGUCCUGCUGGUUCUCCUGAGGGUGACGGAAUCGGUGAUGAAAAGACCUCCAUCCAUCAUGCCGCCGGGCAAGAAGAACAACACGCUGUCUGGCAGGCUGGCCGCAGCCAUCUUUCAGACGCUGAUAGUCGCCUGGAUUAAGGGGAAUUUAAAUGUGUACAUCAGCAGAGAACUGUGGGACGACCUCCUGGCCGUCCUCUCUUCUCUCACAUGCUGGGAUGAGCUGGUCACCGAGUGGUCACUCACCAUGGAGACCCUCACCAAGGUGUUGGCCAGGAACCUGUACAGUGUCGAUCUGAACGAGCUGCCUCUGGACAAACUCAGUGAGCAAAAACAGAAGAAGCAUAAAGGAAAAGGUAUCGGCUCGGAGGGCCAGAGGCAGAUUGUGGAUCGCUCCUUCUCUAAAGGCUGGAGCAGAGACCAACCGGGCCAGGCAGUGGCCAUGAGGCAGCGGAGCGCCACCACCGCCGGCUCCCCGGGCAUCGAGAAGGCCCGCAGCAUCGUCCGCCAGAAGACCGUUGCCCUGCGUAGCUGCUCUACGGGGGACUCUCUGCUGUCCUCCGCCUUUAUCCGCAGCGCUAAGAGUGCUCCAGCUCUGGCGCCGCCUCUUCCUGUCCUACUCCACCACCACCACCCUUUACUACCCCCACUUGCCGACCAACUGGCAGACCUCGAGGACCCGCCCAUCACACUGACCUCCCGCACCUCUCGGAUGCGCCACGCCUCCCAAAGCGAAGAGGCCCCUCCCACCUCGUGCUCUGAGGUCUUCCAGGGAGGGGCGUGCGACAAUGACGGCCCCGCCCCUUCCUCCCUCGCAAGGAGCAGCAGCGCCUCUGACGUCAUGGAGCCUUUCAUCGUCGAGCGGGUCAAAGGUGAAGAUCCGCAGGGGGAUCCCGCUUCCAUUCCCAACCCUACGCACCGCCACUCCACAAUUCCCCCCUCACAUGCAGGCGAAAACCACGCAGCUCAGCCACUGCCGCACCCCCCCCCUGUCCCCUCUCCCAACCCUUUAUCCGUCCCCAAUGGUGUUGCUCCCUCGUCCUCUGAGGGGCACGAUGAUGGUAGUGUUUACGACCAGUUCUGGGAACAGAUUGGCUCUCGGAGCCGGGGCUCUAGUUCGGAUUGGGUGAGCGACUGGGAUUCUGCCUUCCUUUCGUCAGAAAAGGGAAUUGAUGAUGAGGAGGGCGAGAUGGGGCCUGUGGUAGAGGAGGAGGAUUUAUUUUCCUCUAUCAGGGACUACCUCACUAACAAAGGAAGUGAGAGGAAGGAGGAAGCAGGAGAGCGAGAGGGGCCGGGCCGUGUGCCGGAGAGCAGUAUUGUAUCUUUUCCCACGCAAGUGGGGAUGGCGAGAGCCCAGAGGGAAUACCCAGGGCCGGAAGGAGAGGCAAGGCAGGUGUUGAGAGAGGACAGGCAGGUAAGUGAACCGGUGAGACACAGCAGUGUGGACUCCACGGAGGAGAAUGAGGCAGAGCAGUGCAGCAUCUACGAGUGCCUGGAGCUGCAGUGUCAGUGGCCGUCGCCCAUUGCUUGUGGGGUUGCCGGCUUAGAAAGACUGCCUGGGGAGAAGACGGGAGGAGGGAAUGCCGGAAAGGCAGGUGGAUGGGAGGGGAAAUGUGAUGCGUGGGGGGAAACGGGAGAAGAGCAGCAGGGGAGCAAAGAGGUUGCAGCAAAUGUGAGGUCCAUUUUAUGCAGACAAGACGCCAACACAGUAGAAUGUAGCACGGAAGCAGGUGAAACUGCCCAAACGUCAGACCCGAUUAAAGCCAAGACGGGCCGGAGUAGCACCAAGAGGCACCACAGCGGGGGCGUCCACGUCAGCUUCCGGCCCUCGACCGAGUCCGUGCAGUUCCACAACCCCCUCGAGAGCAAGGAGGCCCACUGGAAAGCCCGACUGCGCCGCCUCAGCCACUUCCACACACACAGCCACUCAGCCGGGGAGAGGCCGGGGGCUGGAGGCGGGGCCGGAAGCGCAGGUAAGUUUGGCACCGCGGCCGGGAUCAGCCACAGAGGAGCGCCACACGAGAAGUCCGGGAGCGUCUCGGAUAACAGCGGGGCAGGAAGUGGAGCGGCUGCCGGAGGCCCGGAUGACAGGGGCGGGACCGGAGGGUAUGGGGACUCCUACGCGGGACCCGGCCCGGGCUCCGAGGCGCAGCCCGAGGCGUCGUCGGGCAGCUCGGGGGCGUCGUCGGGCGUGCGCGGGCGCCUGGGCCGCUCCGCCUUGCGCUCGCGAGCCUCCCGCUCGCGGUCCCAGGAGCCUGGAAGCACCGCCUCGCGCCACCACCAGGGGGCUCUCCUGGGUGGCGUCUACAAGACUGUCGUUCACGCUCUGUCUUCGAAGCCACGGCCCCGAGGUCAGGGGUCAUCUCAAGGCUCGUCGCCACAGCGACAGGGCCGUGCCGCCACGGGCGACGCCUCGCUCAGGGACCUCUACUCCCAUGUCCUGGGCUACUUUGGCCGAAAGACGGCAACGCCAGCCAACAAAGAGGAGGUGGUCCAGAAGGCCCGACCCGUCUCCAGUGACGUAGGAAGCACAAACCCAAACUUUUCUGACCUCAUGGAUGAGUUUAUUCAGGAGAGACUGAGGGCCAAAGGAACAGCUGGCCGCCGUGGCAGCAGCCCCGGCAGUCUGGAGGUUCCCAGGGACCUGCCAGAGCCGCUGGAGGCGGGUCAGAGCCCUGGAUCUCGGCCGUCAGAUGACCACCGCCCCGUCGAUGAUCCGGGGGUUCCCUCUGAAUGGACGUCGCCUGCGAGCGCCAGCGGUUCGGAUGUCAUCAGCUCAGACAGCCAGUCGGACUCCUUCAAUGCCUUUCAGUACUCCACUUGCAAGUUUGAGAACUUUACUUCCAUUUCAGAAGCCUGUGCAGGAGGUGUCGGCUGUGGGGGCGGCGGGCGAGGCAGCUCACUGGACCAGGACAGCCUCGGUGGGGGCGCGGCCAGUGACGAACACGAAGUGGCCAGUUUGACGACACUUCACAUCGACUCGGAGACCAGCAGCCUCAGCCACACCGUCACCGUUACCGGUUCUGAAAGCGCGUCCCCCAUGCAUUCCCUGGGGGGCUCCCGCUCUCAGACCCCCUCCCCCGCCACACUGACAGCCGAGCACAGCGAACACUCCCACUCACACACACACCUACAGCUGGAACAGAAGCUCCACAACGCUGUGCUGCAGACUCCAGAUGACCUAGAAGCCAGCGAGUUUCCCAGCGAAGAUUGCAGUGUCAUGACGGGUGGCUCGCUAACCGGAUGGCACGCAGAUGUUGCCACGGUGAUGUGGCGAAGGAUGCUGGGAAUCCUGGGGGACGUCAACAGCAUCAAAGACCCGGAGAUCCAUGCACAGGUCUUUGACUACCUGUGUGAACUGUGGCAUAACCUGGCCAAGAUAAGAGAUAAUUUGGGCAUUUCUCUGGACAACCAGUCAUCUCCGCCUCCCCCUGGUCUUAUCCCACCUCUGCGAAUCCUCACCCCCUGGCUUUUUAAGGCCACCAUGCUGACGGAGCGCUACAAGCAAGGGAAGCUCCACGCCUAUAAGCUGAUCUGCAGGAUCAUGAAGAGACGGCAAGAUGUCUCCCCGAACUCCGACUUCCUCACACACUUCUACAACAUCAUGCACCAGGGACUGCUGCACCACGACCAGGACAUUGUGAACACUAUCAUAAAACAUUGCAGUCCCAGGUUCUUCAGUAUCGGCCUCCCUGGAGCCACCAUGUUGAUCCUGGACUUCAUCUUAGCUGCUUCGAAAGUCACCGCCUGCUUGUCACUCAACGCUCCACGAGUGGAGGCCCAUAUCCUGCUGGGAUCUCUGGUGUGUUUUCCCAACUUGUACGAGGAUCUCCCGGCGCUGCAUCCCACCACAGCCGACGUGGUGCUCACCAAGUUCCCCGACGUCAAGGAUCAUAUUAUCAAAACCAUCCUGACCUCUGCCAAGGACGAACCGUCUGCUCCCGCGAGGUGCGUGGCUCUGUGUAGUCUGGGCAUCUGGAUGUGCGAGGAGCUGGCUCACGGGACUCAACAUACGCAGAUUAAAGAGGCCCUCAACGUCAUCUGUGUCACUCUGAAGUACCCCAAUAAGAAUGUAGCACUGGUGGCUUCGGACGUCCUUCACCUCCUGAUCAGUCACGUGGAUCACCUUCAGAAAUUCCCGCCCGACACGCCGAAGAAGAUAGUCGAGAUUUUGAUCGCCACCAUCACACACUUGCUGCCUAAUACCGAAUCCUCGCCUCAUGAACUGGACAAGAGGCUGGUGGUGUCCCUCCUGUUGUGUCUGUUGGACUGGGUGAUGGCGCUUCCUCCAAAGACUCUUCUUCAGCCCGUUCAAACACAAAGCCCCCCAGAGAGAGAUCAGCCCACCAAGACCCUGCUCAGCUGUAUUUAUAAGGUAUUACAUGGCUGUGUGUAUGGAGCCCAGUCUUUCAACAGUCCCAAGUAUUACCCGCUGCAGCUGUCAGACCUGCAGAGUCCAGACUACGACCCGUUCCUGCUGCUGGAGAGCCUCCGGGAGCCGGAGCCGCUGCACAGCCCGGAGUCCGAGCGCUCCAGCAAGCUGCAGCCUGUCACUGAAGUCCGUAACCGUAUUCAGCAAGGCCUGGUUUCCAUCGCAGCCAGAACGGUCAUCACACACUUGGUCAACCAUCUAGGACACUAUCCGAUGUCUGGAGGGCCCGCCACGCUGUCCAGUCAGGUGUGUGAAAACCAAGACAACCCGUUCUGUGAGAGCGCCGAUCUUGGACCGGAGCUUUUCCAUUCGCCAAACCUGCAGUUCCUGGUCCUUAACGGCUCCACGCUGCUCUCCGUGUAUCAGAUACGGUCAGAGUCUGGCGUGCCGGGAGGAGGAAUGACGGCCGGUUUGUCGUCUGCUCCUGCUUGCGUUCGCGUCAUCAUCCGAGAUGUCGCGGGAAAACACUCCUGGGACUCCGCCGUUCUCUACGGUCCUCCCCCGGGUUCCCCGAACAGCCCGACAAACGCAUUCAUGCCACCCGCGCGGUCGCCUCACGCCGAGCGUCCCCACUUGCGCACCCCUCAAGCCGAUCCACUGAAAAAGAUGGAAGGAGUGAAGAGGGGAGACAGCCAAGAGGAGGGGCAGGAGGAGAGCGAGCCAGAGGAUGGGGGGAGAGGGACUGAGGGCGAAAGGCAAAGCUUUCAGGGAGAGGAAGAGGAGAGAAGAGUCUCUGAGGAGGGGGUGGGGGAGCAAAGUGGAGGAGAAGAGGAGGAGCAGGGGGAGGAGGAGAGGAUGGAUGGGGAGAGGGAUGCAGGGGAUUCGGGCUUGGAACAGAUCCUGGCUCCGCCAUUGGCUAAACGCGUGUGUCGGGAGGCGGUGCCGGCCUGGGGUUCACUGAGGGAGGGAGACGACUCGCUGGAUGAAAUGCUGCAGUACCUGGGAUACUCCAGUCCUGAGUGUCUACAGAGAGCAGGCAUGCCGCUCAACAUCCCGGCGCCUCCCCCAGCGUGCGUUUCAGAAAAGCAGGAGAACGAUGUGAUCAAUGCCAUCCUGAAGCAGAGCGCCGCCGAAAGAGAGUUUGUCCUUCAUAGAGGUGAGGAUCUGAACAUGAGAGCCGUUCAGCAGACAGAACCAGAGACUGAGACACCACAGUCAGCCUUCUACUACUGCAGACUGCUGAUCAACAUCCUGGGGCUCAACUCCUGGGAGAAGAGAAGUAACUUCCAUCUGCUGAGGAAGAAUGAGAAGUUACUGCGAGAGCUGAAGAACCUGGACUCACGACAGUGCCGCGAGACUCAUAAGAUAGCAGUGUUUUAUGUGGCCGAGGGCCAAGAGGACAAACACUCCAUACUGACCAACACAGCGGGCAGCCAGGCUUAUGAGGACUUUGUCUCUGGACUGGGCUGGGAGGUGGACCUCGCUACUCACUGCGGCUUCAUGGGCGGCCUGCAGAGGAAUCGCAGCACGGGCCAGACCACGCCUUACUAUGCCACCUCCACCACCGAGGUCAUUUACCACGUCUCCACCCGCAUGCCCCACGACCAGGACCACAACCUCACCAAGAAGCUUCGACACCUGGGUAACGACGAGGUCCACAUUGUUUGGUCGGAACAUAGCAGAGACUACCGGCGAGGGAUCAUCCCCACGGAGUUUGGAGACGUGCUGAUCAUCAUCUACCCCAUGAAGAACCACAUGUACUCCAUUCAUAUACUCAAAAAACCUGAGGUGCCAUUCUUCGGCCCGCUGUUUGACGGUGCCGUAGUGGACAUGGACAUCUUGCCCACCAUGGUCAGAGCCACAGCUAUCAACGCCAGUCGAGCCCUCAAAUCCCUCAUUCCCCUCUACCAGAACUUCUAUGAGGAGCGAGCCCGGUACCUAGAAACCAUCGUGCAGCACCACCAGGAGCCGACCACGUUCGAGGACUAUGCGGCUCGGGUCUACAGUCCCGCUCCCUGCACGCACCUGCCCUCUGACACGGGCUCCUGCCUCGAGAUUCUUCGGGGAGAAAGUCCGGCUCUUGGGGAGGCCGGGAGCGACUCGGCGUCCCCCAUGUCUCCUCGGACUAGCAAGAGCCGCAUGUCGAUGAAGCUGCGGCGCUCCUCCGGAUCGGCCAAUAAGACUUAAGCUCAGAGCUGAUCAAACUCUUCUUUUCAGGCAAUUAGUGCUUAAAAGUUGCAAAAUCUGAUAUGAAUUACACUGAAAACCAGCUGUGGUGGGGAACUCCACAGGCAUUUAUUUCCAACGGGAGAAACAAUGGAUGUCACACAGUUGUACUCUCAAAAAACAGUAUUUUGUGAAGUAUAAACAUAUUCAUUUAAUUUAGAAGCUGCUCACAGCUGCUAUAAGCCUUUGGUUUUGCACAGCCGAGGCGGCGCUCCAUCAUAAUCCGUGCCAUGCUAGGAUUCACAAAAAAAAGUGUGCCACGUUAGAUGCAGUUCGUUUUUGAAGAAGCACGUUUGACGAGGUUGAACGACAGAACAAACAAGAGGUGGAGUCUGUAUAGUAGUGUAUAGAUAGUCAGCCUGUGUGUGUACAGGCACAACUAUGAGUUUUGAUAACAAAAUAAUUCAUUUGCGAAUGAAUGCACCGUCGGUUUUGCAUGGAGAAAGCAAGAGGAAACGUGUAUUUUGUUAAGUAUAGCAUUAGGCCGAUAAAGAUGAGGGGUCCGUUGCUAUUCAGUCCUCGUGACAUGUCCAUAGAAAGCUGGCUAUAAAACGCUGCAUCGCUCUCAUGCCCAAGAUGUUUGAACCCAAAAAAAUGUCCUCCUCCUUGAACUUGUGGUCUGGAAAGCCGAGCCUGGAAGAAUGGUGGAGGGAUUAUAAAGAGAAAAAUUAACGCAAUUUGUCACAGAAAGUGUCAACUUUUUUGUGCUUGUGCUGUAAAAUGUGGAAAAAGCACUGAUGUUCACUGCAUUUAUGUUACUUUUAUGUUAUAACUGUUUGUUUGUUUGUUUUGUUCCUUUUUAUAUUCAUAUAUAUAUAUAUAUAUAUAUAUAUAUAUUCGAUGUAUGAAUAUCAAUGAGUGUGUGUACAGUGUGCGGAGGCCGGUUGUUAAUACUGUUAUGUGAGAAUAGCUGUCAAAGUCGGACCUCAUUAUUUGCUUAAAACACCACGAGAUGAAAAGCUUCCACGGUUUCCCCUUUUCACAACCGCUCACUCUUCAUUUGCUCGGUAUUCAAAGGGAACACGGUUAAGGUUUUCUGUACUGCGGAUACGCGUAACCUCGGUACCACAGUGUCAUAUUCUGGGUUUUUAUCGUUUGACAUGUAAGUGAGGCCGGAGGAAUUAAGGGGGGAAACAGAGUGUUUAAGGGAGAAGGGGUGAAGAAAAGUGAUGUCAUCUCACCAUCAUUUAGAAAUGAACGGUUUUGUGAUUGUUCUUUUAUUAUAAUUUUUCUUUUUUUUAAAUCCCACUAUUGUAUUUAGACUCAUCCCCAUUUCUACUUGUGGAUGGAGGGGAUCUGCUCAUAAUCAUAAUCCAUAAACUGUAACUCUACGUUGAUGCACUAACGUUUCAAAUUGUUCUUCAUCGUUUACUGCUGGGCCACUUACUCCACAUGACAGCUAAGAUGCAUGAACUUAUUUUUCCCCCUGGCCUGAUCUAAAGGAAGCACAUUUACUGUAUGCGUCAUUUGCAUUUGAAAAUAUAGAUCCAGGUGAAGGUUUUGCAUUGUGCUUCACUGUGUAGUAGUAUUAACAACUGCAUUUUCUGUUACUGUUUCAUUUUCUUUACUUCAGGAAUAGAGAGGAAAUACAUGGUCCAACUUUUUUUGGGACCUCUCUGGUAUCUGCCAGUCUAAAAAUUAGGUCAAAUUCAUGUUGUUAUUUUGUGCAUGGCUAAUUGUUUCCCCUAAAUUAUUGCUGUCAUUAUCAUUAUGAUUGCCACGGUAAAGAAGCACCAUACAUUGUUUUUGACAUGUGUUCUACCAGCCCCACUGCACUCUGGGAAGGAUCUGUUGUGCGUGGAGUGCAGCGCAAUCUCUCGGGGUUUGGAUUCAAAUAUCAGUGAUUCCACCUGAUUAUUAGUCAUGCUGCUUUCGUAGCACCACCGAAAAGAUGGGGAUUUUUUCAGAAUAUGUAAAGGAUUAGCAACCCUGAUUAGCAAAACCAAAAUGUAAAGAAAAGUUACCCCAAGCCUUUCAGCAUGAUAAGGAAUCCCUCUCAACCUGCCUGGGGACCGUAUCAAUCAGCCUUAUUGACCGUAAUCUGAAAUCUCGGUGGUCUGGGGACAGUUACCAUGUCGACCACACCAAUGUCCCACUCAUCUACAAACUUACAUGUAACUGCUGCGCCUGCGGGGAUGGAGGCGGACACGGGCUUCUGCUGUUGUCAGCCAGGAAACUGACGUAUGUAACUACUGACUGUACAUACUGCAUGACGCCGGUUCAGUAACUGCAUGUGGUGAUCGGCUGCAUCACAACACUUCCUCCAACUGUGUUACUGUCACACCUCUAGUAUGUAGACGUGUAAUGUCUCUUUUGGAAACGGAAGAGAGCGCAGAUGUGCGAUGGAGUUUGACAAUAAACAAUUCGUACCACUUAA
Molecule: messenger RNA, 10994 nt
Organism: Gasterosteus aculeatus aculeatus (three-spined stickleback)
Lineage: Eukaryota; Metazoa; Chordata; Actinopteri; Perciformes; Gasterosteidae
Gene: ralgapa1
Product: Ral GTPase activating protein catalytic subunit alpha 1
Biological process (GO): positive regulation of GTPase activity; regulation of small GTPase mediated signal transduction
Cellular component (GO): nucleus; cytoplasm
Molecular function (GO): GTPase activator activity
Source: RefSeq, a predicted model, not a curated record